UUCUAGAGGAAACCUCAUCUGUCAGGAAACAAGAUAAAUCUAUUGCCAACAGAGGAAACAUUGGAAUCCUUCUGGUUCGGCUUGAAAGGAAAAGCAAGGCAGCUCAGGGCCACACCCCAUCCUGCAGAGCGCAAUACAGGACUGUGCUAAGCUCUCAAAAUUGCCAUGGCAGGAUGUAUCUGGGCAGCCACUUGGGACUCCCUACGUGUGAUCCAACGUGGUCUCAUCCCUCGUUUUGCAGAGACAACAGGCUGUCUAGGCCUAGUGCUGGCGUUUGUAGAGACGCCAAAGAGACUGAUGCUGCCUUCCAGCACCUCCAGACCCAGCUCUCAGACUGCCCUCCUGUUCUUCCCCUGUCCACCCCCAAGCCACCCCAGCAAUGAGGUGGAACGUCCACCUGGGGAAGGAAGAGGAGGAUUUUUCAAACAUGUCCACUCAAAUCUUGGGCCUUCUGUGGCCAUCUCUCCACUUCUGCUGAGGUGUGGGCACCAGACAUCCUAUUUGCUCGGUUGCCAGCUAAAACCUCUGCCAUCUAGGUUCCCUCAAGACUGAUAGUGGUAAAGGUGCAGGGACAACCUUGGGCUGAUGCCCUGCUGUGUCUACCCCAGCGCUGACGAUGUGAGGUGAGUGACAGGGCAAAGUUGACUGCAUGGCACCUGGGGCCGGGGCUCUGGCAAGCCCUGGUCUAAGUUUCACCCCAGGCUCUGUGUCACUUGUCCAGCCUAGGGCAGGAAGAGGAAGAGCUACCUUCCCGCCCUUGCUCCCGCCUCUGCCCACGCCUCCCGUGGCGAGUGCUGCGCUCCGGCUCCUGCGGGCUUUUCCGCGGCUGUAGCCGCGCUCCGCCCUGGGGCUGCCUUCGUGUCCCGGUAGCAGGGGCUCGGGGCUCCCAGGCGGGCGCUGGCCGCAGGUGCCCGGGAGCCGCCCCGCCGCGGCAGCCGUUCCUGCAGCCGGUACCCCACGCGUGCUCCGGCAGCGCCGGGAUGCGCUUUGCUGCGUCCCCGCCUGUCUUUGCUCCGCGGGCAAGCGAAGGAGCCGUCCGUGGCUGCGGCCGCUCCGCCUCCUCUUUUCUCCGCCUUCUCUACCCCCGGCGGCCGCCGUCGCUUUGUGCCGGGGCUGCUCAACGCUCCCAUGCAAGGAGAGGGGUCGGCAAGUCCAGGUGAAGGAGCUUUUCUCUCGGUGCCAGAAGAGCUGGCCCUUCGGAGGGGCGUUGGGAAGAUCUCGGACAGUAAUACCAGAUGCCACUGAAACCACCAGUGAAAUUUGUAACCUCGAGGAGCACACUUCCUCCAACAUCUCAGAUUCCAGGUCUUGGUUACCUUGCAGAAGCUCCUCAUGAAGUGCCAUCUGGGUGCCGCAGGAAGUGGAUCAAAGAGUCCGAUUCAGCUUAUGUCAAGCUGGCAAAGCAAGGAGGCCAACCUGACCUACUGAAGCACUACCCUCCUCUGACAAGGAGGUCCUCUCCAGCAGAAUAUGCUGUACCUGACUGGUACCUGCACUGUUCCAGUCCCCCAGCAACUGAUAAGCCACGGAGCUAUAUUCCCUCUCUACCAGAUUAUAUGAUUCACAGAGAGUUUAAGGCUGAUGACCAUGAUGGUAAUAGUUAUGAGAGAAAAAGAGGGCCUUUCGAUUUUGAUAUGAAAAGUGUUUGGCAGCGGGAUGCUGAGGACAAGAAAAACCUAGAGAAAAAGAAGGUAAAACUCCCAGCUAUAAACCCUAAAUACACAAGCAGAAUGCCAAAUGCUUCUACAAGCAAGGAAUUUAGUGGAAAAAAUAAGCUUUCCUUCCCACCUAUGCCUGCUCAGAGAACAAGUGAAGCAGUAAAUUUUAGCAAAUUAAUUAGCAAUGGUUAUGGGACUGACUGGUUGCAGCAGCAUACUGGACGGGAAAAAAAGAUUCCAGAAACAUCAGAAAAUAUUGAGCAGUCCAAAGGUGGAGAACCCUGGAAUUUGUGUUUGUGCCUUCAGGAUAAUGGAGAGCUGCAGCAGAAGCGUAACUCACCGGCUUUCCAAGGGACAUCAAAAUAGUGUAACGAAUCAAAAAGCUCCAACUGAAUUCAAGGAUGGAAAUGUGUUGCUCAAGUUCACCUUACCCCAGUAAUUAUGUUGUUUUCUUUACUUGUGAGUCAAUGGUGUCAUGCAGCUGGUAGUUUUCAGUCAUCAGCAGUUCCAUGUUAAAGCAGUGGAAGCUUCUGGGUCUAGAAGGGUUUUCAGUGUUUGUUUUUCAGAGAGAUGCUAAAGUCAAAUACUGGAUGCUUACUUACAAAAUCUAGCCUUAUUUUUUUUAAUGCUGAAAUGUUUAUUUAGUUUUACUGUGCUGCAUCUCUGACCUGAAUGCCUUUAAGUAAGUAGCGAGAUAAUUUAUUUUUUUGAAUACUGUUUGCUUUGCAAGCCCAAAGAUUUAAAAAAAGGGCAGUUUUGUUUUAUGAAUUACAUCCACGUAUACUGAAUAUGUGAAUGUUUUUAAAAGAGAAUUCCAGAUACAGAUCUAAAAUAACUUGGCAGUUCAGGUACCAAAGAGUAAUUUUCCUUUUAUGUGCAACCAUUUAACUGUAGCAAAGUCUAAUGGUUUUUUUCAUUUUAAUGUGACCUAAUAUAUACUUCAUACACUUAUAUUUUAUUCUAGUCUAAAAAGACAUAAAUACGUUUCCAGAGAUCAAAUAUAUAUAUACAUUGACUCUUGGUGUAGCAGUGCAAACAAAAAUUGAAUUAGCCUAUUCAUUUCUUCAGCAUCUAAAGUUUCAGUGACUUCAGAUACACAUAUCUACACUGAAUGUGCAGACUUAGUUGUAAAAGAUGUAGGAUGAAGCCCAAGUUUUUUUUUUUUUUAUAAGCAAAUAGCCUAAUAUUCUGGUUUUGAGGUUUUCUGCAGAUUACUUUUCAAAAUGUAGUUAUGCAUGCUAUAGCCUAGAAGGAAAGCUAGAAAUGGAAAUGUGUGAUUUCAGUCGUAGCACAUUUUGUCAUCCUCUUAAUACUUUUAAUGAUACCAAACAUCCAAAAUGACUGAAGAAUCAAAAUGCAAUGGGUGUCUGAACUGCUGUGGUGAACUAUUUGAGCAAUUGACUAUAAAAAUGGUCUAUGGUGAGAAGGAAGGAGUAUAGUUUUUAUUAUAAAAGGACAGACAGCCUUACUUUCCAUAGAUGCAAGUUUUAAUCUAUGCAAUAAAAACCUGAAAAGUGAAGCCAGUAGCAGGUUUUGCAAUUUAUUUUUGCAAUAAUCCCAGUCUGUAGUUGUGUAAUUUUCACCCUUCUAAAAUAACAUUUAGUAACAUAUUUUGUAUUUUUACUUAAGAGGUGUCUUUCACACUAAAAUACAAAAUGAAAUGAAAACCCAGAGACUACAAAAAUAGGAAGUUUAAAACAAAUUGAUUUUUUUUUUAAAGUUUUCUAGAGAUAACUGAGAGCAAAGGUGGCUACUAACUGUGAGACUCAGAGAUCUAUUAUAUAUUGAACAUUUCAGACAAGGUAACUAUAGUACCCUGAUUGUUCUUUAUUUAUAAAAGAAGUAAUUUACACUGAUUAUUCUCUUGAUACAUAACUGAAGGAUAAAUCUCCUGAAAGUCAAAGCAGAUUUUUCAGUGGACCUUGAGAUGAAGGAGUAGGUAAUAUUCCUGUUUGAAGGAAAAGUUUCUUCCCCAGAAUUAAAAAACUGUUCUAAGGUGCUCUUUUUGGAUUGUCCAGUACCAUAGCUUUCAAGUUUUGACAAAAAUUCAAGGAACAGAAAAAUGAAGAUGCAUUACUGUUUUACCUAUUUAAGAUUUAACAAGUUGAAGAGGUCACAGGUUUUUGUUAAGCAAAUUCUCCUCUAUGCCAUUCAUGGCUUGAAACGCAUCUGUGAGCAGGGAAUUUUUCUCUUUCAUAUUCCCAUACAAAGUCCUUUGGUAUGGGAUAGGAAAUUAAGAUAUUUGACUGUAAAAGCCCAGUAUAUGAUUUUGUCAUAAAUACAUCUUGGUAACACCUUGUGCCCAAUGUGUCUACCCUCCUGGUGUUCAGAAGAAGGAUAUGUACCAAGGUUUUAGUUGCUCUGUCUCACAAUAAAUAAAUCCCUACUAUGACAAACUACA
Columba livia (rock pigeon) is the source of this 4059-nucleotide messenger RNA. It is a transcript of the gene C2H7orf57, whose product is annotated as chromosome 2 C7orf57 homolog. The record is from RefSeq and is a predicted model, not a curated record. NCBI's taxonomy places the organism in Eukaryota, Metazoa, Chordata, Aves, Columbiformes, Columbidae. The coding region runs from base 1236 to 2024 and encodes 262 amino acids. The transcript is spliced from 7 exons.